CUGGUGCUGGCCGCGCUGGCCGCCGUGGCCUUGGCCGUGGCGCUGCUGCCGCUGGCGCGCGUGGGCCGUUACGAGCUGCAGUACCCGGGCACCUGGUGCUUCAUCGGCCUCGGGCCACCAGGCGGCUGGCGACAGGCGCUGCUCGCCGGUCUCUUCGCCGGCCUCGGCCUGGCCGCGCUUCUCGCCGCGCUCGUUUGCAACACGCUCAGCGGCCUGGCUCUGCUGCGCGCCCGCUGGAGGCGCAGCCGCUCCCGACGUCUCCCCCAGACAUCCGGCCCCGACAGCAGCCGGCGACGCUGGGGAUCGCGGGGACAACGCUCGGCCUCCGCCUCGUCCGCCUCGUCCAUCGCUUCGGCCUCCGCCGCCCUCCGCGGCUCCCGGGGCGCCGGCUCAGCGCGAAGAACCCGCGCCCACGACGUGGAGAUGGUGGGCCAGCUCGUGGGCAUCAUGGUGGUGUCGUGCAUCUGCUGGAGCCCGCUGCUGGUCUUGGUGGUGCUGGCCAUAGGGGGCUGGAGCUCCAGCAGCUUGCAGCAGCCACUAUUUCUGGCCGUGCGCCUUGCCUCUUGGAACCAGAUCCUGGACCCCUGGGUAUACAUCCUGCUGCGCCAGGCUGUGCUGCGCCAAUUGCUUCGCCUCCUGCCCCCAAGGGCCGGUGCUAAGGGCAGCCCCACGGAGCUGGGCCUAAGCAAGAGCGCCUGGGAGGCCAGCUCACUGCGCAGCUCCCAACACAGUGGCCUCAGCCACUUCUGAACGGUCCGUAAGGCUCAGCCAGUCAUCCUGGGUCGGGCGCAAGUGCGUGGCGCAGAGACUUUGGGGCCAUUUUUUGCAAGCCGGGGACGGUGGGUCCCGUCAGGGCUGCAGCACACAGCCCGGCCGCACGGGGGCGGCAGAGGAGCCGCGUGCGUCUCCCAAGCCAGGGCAGCUCGGAGGCUGGCCACGCGAGGGCGCGGACACACCGUCCAGGACACACAGACCACAGAGCCGGCGCCACAGGGCAUGACAUAGCGCCGCGGCCGCAACUGAGCGGGGAGCAGACGGAGAGGGUUUGGGGUGUGCGUCCUGCGCGGCAUCCGCCACGACGGACUCUUGGAACCAUUCUCAUUACGGCCCUGGGCUCCCCCAACACCUUGCGCCCAAACUGUGUCCCAUCAUCGCCCGGACCCCCAACAGCCCCCGAUCACAACUCCG
Molecule: messenger RNA, 1188 nt
Organism: Castor canadensis (American beaver)
Lineage: Eukaryota; Metazoa; Chordata; Mammalia; Rodentia; Castoridae
Gene: Ptger1
Product: prostaglandin E receptor 1
Biological process (GO): adenylate cyclase-activating G protein-coupled receptor signaling pathway; positive regulation of cytosolic calcium ion concentration; inflammatory response
Cellular component (GO): plasma membrane
Molecular function (GO): prostaglandin E receptor activity
Source: RefSeq, a predicted model, not a curated record